Candidula unifasciata is the source of this 737-nucleotide messenger RNA. The record is from the annotation of a GenBank genome assembly. Lineage: Eukaryota; Metazoa; Mollusca; Gastropoda; Stylommatophora; Geomitridae.
AUAUCCGAGAGUCUGCCUUCGUCUACGCCAUUACUGCUGCUGGGGUGACCUACGCGGUGACACAGGCUUGUAGCAUGGGAACCUUGCUGCAGUGUACCUGUGAUCAGAACGCGCGAGACAUGAGCAACGACGGCGAGUGGGAGUGGGGCGGCUGUGGGGACAAUGUGGAGUAUGGGUACCGGAAGUCCAAGGACUUUAUGGAUGCCCGGAAACGGAAACGGCUGGGAGACUUCACUACCAAGAUUCAGCUGCACAACAACGAAGCUGGCAGAGUGGCUGUCAAGAACUACAUGAGGAAAGAAUGCAAGUGCCACGGUCUGUCUGGUUCCUGCGCCCUGAAAACUUGCUGGAAGAAAAUGCCGCCUUUCAGAGAUGUUGGCAGCCGCUUGAAGGAACGCUUCGAUGGCGCCAUCCGGGUCAUUAUCUCCAACGAUGGUAAGAACAUCAUCCCUGACGGAGUGACCAUCAAGCCCCCGUCCCAGCAAGACCUGGUCUACUCCGACCCGUCCCCAGAUUUCUGCAAGAGGAGCAAAAAGGUCGGCUCCCUGGGUACUAAAGGUCGCGAAUGCGACCCGGACUCCAUGGGCGUGGGAGGUUGUGAUUUGCUGUGCUGCAAUCGAGGCUAUUCCAAGACACAGGUCAAAGUUCGCGAGAACUGCAAGUGUCGAUUCAUGUGGUGUUGUGAGGUGAUCUGCGAGACUUGCGAGAGCACUAAGAUAGUCCACCAGUGCUUGUAA